Lathyrus oleraceus (garden pea) is the source of this 420-nucleotide messenger RNA. RefSeq lists its product as uncharacterized. The transcript has a single exon. NCBI's taxonomy places the organism in Eukaryota, Viridiplantae, Streptophyta, Magnoliopsida, Fabales, Fabaceae. The record is from RefSeq and is a predicted model, not a curated record. Bases 1 to 420 code for a protein of 139 amino acids.
AUGUCGACAUAUGCUAAAUUCAUGAACGAAAUUCUUACAAAGAAAAGGAGGCACACAGACGACGAAACAAUUCAUUUAGACCUUAGCUACACUACUAAGAUUCAGAAAACCCUUCAGCGGAAAGAAAAAGAUCCUGGAAGAGUUAUGCUACCUAUUGCCAUAGGAAACGUAAAUGUUAAUAAAUCAUUGGUUGAUCUUGAUUCCAGCAUAAAUCUGAUACCAUUACCAGUGGUUAAGCGGAUAAGCAAUCUUGACAUGAAACAAACAAAUAUGACAUUACAACUAUAUGACAAAUCCAUCACACGUCCGCCAGGGAUAAUAGAAUACAUUUUGGUUAAAGUUGACGAAUUUGUGUUCCCUAUAGAUUUUAUGGUGAUGGGUAUUGAAGAAGAUGAUGAAGUCCCUCUAAUUUUAGGCUGA